Messenger RNA from Carlito syrichta (Philippine tarsier), 588 nucleotides. RefSeq names its product CEBPZ opposite strand (gene CEBPZOS). The transcript is spliced from 5 exons. Bases 17 to 289 code for a protein of 90 amino acids. NCBI's taxonomy places the organism in Eukaryota, Metazoa, Chordata, Mammalia, Primates, Tarsiidae. The record is from RefSeq and is a predicted model, not a curated record.
UUGCCGACCCUCGCGCAUGUGUAGCCCCGCGUGCACGCAAUUCAGGAUGGCCCGCACCAUGGAAUCACUGGCAAAGAAGAUCUUUAAAGGAAUUUUAGUAGCUGAACUUGUGGGCGUUUUUGGAGCCUACUUUUUGUUUACCAAGAUGAACACAAGCCAAGAUUUCAGGCAAACAAUGAACAAGAAAUUUCCCUUCAUCUUGAAAGUUUAUUACAAAUCCAUUGAACAGGCUGGAAUGCAUGGUAUCAGAGAGCAAGAUCAACAAAAAUGGUUAAACAGCAAAAAUUAGAAAUUUGGCCACUGAUCAAAGUUUACCCUUAAGAGAAAUAUCAUAAUAUCAUGCAGGAGUAUUACUCCAAAGUUAACAUGGAUGGAUUUUGAAAUAUUCAAGGCAAAAUGAGCUGGGCAUGCAUGGUGGCUCAGCCUGCAAUUUCAGCACUUUGGGAGGCCGAGUUGGGAGGAUCGCUUGAGCCCAGGAGAACAUCCUAAGCAACAUAGAAGACCUUAUUUCGACCAAAAGAUAAAAAAAUUAGCUGGGCAUGGUGCAUGUGCCUGUAGUCCUAGCUACUUGGGAGGCUGAGGCAGAAA